This is a messenger RNA of Cercopithifilaria johnstoni, 735 nucleotides long. NCBI's taxonomy places the organism in Eukaryota, Metazoa, Nematoda, Chromadorea, Rhabditida, Onchocercidae. The record is from the annotation of a GenBank genome assembly.
AUGAAAAGUAAGGAAAUGAUUAAACCGGCUUCAUUGAAUGCAUCACUUUAUAAGGAUGUAACAUCGCAUGUUUUAUCAUUUAAAUGUUCAUUUUGUGAUGCAUAUUUAUUUACAUUACAAAGCUUCAUAAUUCAUUUAAAAAGUUCACAUUCAAAUGAAGAUAUAUCACAAAUGCUUAAUAACCAUUUUCGUUCAUGUAUUGUUUCCGUAGAAAAGAAAAAGGUCGUAAUUGUUACAUACGCUUUUCCACGUCAAGAUGUUGAUGUUUACUGGAAGAUAAAUGAUAAUACAUCAUCGAAUUCUGACACAUCGUUAUGCUCACCGAAAAGUAUCAACUGUUAUCGUGAUUUGGAAUAUGAGGAAGAAGUAUGGAAUGAUGAUGCAACAACUACCGCUAAAUCCGGAAAAGUUUCAAUUGAGGACGACAAUUUGUUUUCAACGGAAAUUACUUCAAAUACUAUAACAACGAAAACGAAAUAUCCCACUACCAUAAAUAGUGAAAAUGUUGAACAAGAAGAUAAUGAUACUGCUAAUCUUCAAAAUCAUGCGCAACUUACGGAUAGUCUAUCACAAGGAAUUUCUAAUUUUCCAACAAAUCAAACUUUGUUGGAUGAAACAAAAGAUUGUACGUCAAAUAACGUGCCGAUAUUAGUUGCUGAGAAUGCACGUCGACGUCAUAUGUCAAAUUUUGAGAAAAUGAUGGCAUUAACUUGUCAAAAAUGUGGGCAAAAGUAA